AUGGCAGUCAAGUGCGUAGUGUCAAAGCGAUGGCAUCGUACGCCCAAAUUGUUAAAAAAAGCUCAAGUACAUAGACCCAUGGACUGCCAAACAGACUCAAAACCGGCCGCUGCAGAAACCCAAACAACGAUGGAAAGGUUGGAGAUCAACCAUCUUGUGAAAGACAUGCCGUUAGAACAAGUGACAAACAACCUGGCCGAAUCUGAAGAACGAUGCCAGCAGUUUGCCGCCUUGUAAGUAUAGGUUCCAGCAAGGCUUCAACUGGUCGAACCACAUGUGGAACUUCUACGGACGUAGCUUCAAAGUUUAGCCAUGGAGAAGUCACAACUAGAGACGGAAAAUUAACAACUAUACCAAAUGAACCUGAACCUUCAGACUCUCGUAGAAUCUCGGAAGGUGGUACAAGAGUUGGAGAUGUUCAGGUUGACCACAGAAUCAAUCAUAACGGACCGGAACCCAAACUCACGGAUGAGGUUUGGAGUAACAGAAAUCGGCAGACUGUAUCAGAAAUUAGCCAUUCCGACGCCUCGUACAGGCCUUUCAUGGAUGUACGACAGCUAUAA
Bursaphelenchus okinawaensis is the source of this 563-nucleotide messenger RNA. Lineage: Eukaryota; Metazoa; Nematoda; Chromadorea; Rhabditida; Aphelenchoididae. The record is from the annotation of a GenBank genome assembly.